AAUGUCAUUUCUGUUUCUGUUGAGGUAGCGGGUGGCGACUUCAUUUCGUCAAAAAUAACACAAAUAACAAUAAAUAAGGUUUUUCCAUAAUUGUGAUCUAUUUGUGCAUUAUUGAAUAUAGUGUUAGGUCAGUUAGUUUUUAAAUUAACGUUGAUAUAACGUAUAGAUACCAUUCGUCAUCGUUCACUCGUUUUCGCAUCUAAAUCAACCAAGGCGAAUAAAUAAUAGUUACUUCAUUAAGGAAAAAAUAUAGAAAAUGUCUAGCGAAACAGGCAAAAACUUUUCAAAUCUGGAGACACCUGGGUAUGUGGGGUUUGCGAACCUUCCAAACCAGGUGCAUCGCAAGUCUGUGAAGAAGGGGUUUGAAUUCACUCUGAUGGUGGUUGGGGAGAGUGGACUCGGAAAAUCUACGCUUGUCAACUCUUUAUUCUUAACUGAUCUCUAUCCAGAACGCGUUAUACCGGAUGCUACUGAGAAAACAAACCAGACAGUGAAACUGGACGCUUCUACUGUGGAAAUCGAGGAGCGCGGCGUGAAACUGCGCCUGACAGUGGUUGACACCCCUGGUUACGGGGACGCCAUCGACAACACAGACUGCUUCCGUUCGAUCAUCCAGUACAUCGACGAGCAGUUCGAGCGGUUCCUGCGCGACGAGAGCGGCCUCAACCGCCGCAACAUUGUCGACAACCGUAUCCAUUGCUGCUUCUAUUUCAUAUCGCCCUUCGGACACGGACUGAAGCCUUUGGACAUAGAGUUUAUGAAGCAGCUCCACAAUAAAGUGAACAUCGUGCCGGUCAUCGCCAAGGCUGACUGUCUCACCAAGAAGGAGGUGCAACGGCUCAAGACCAGGGUGAUGGAGGAAAUCGAGAGAGAAGGAAUUAAGAUCUACCCCCUACCUGACUGCGACAGCGACGAAGAUGAGGAUUACAAGGAACAAGUGCGGCAGCUGAAGGCGGCGGUGCCGUUCGCGGUGUGCGGCGCGGGACAGCAGCUGGAGGUGCGCGGCCGCCGCGUGCGCGGCCGCCUCUAUCCCUGGGGCGUCGUCGAGGUCGAGAACCCCGACCACUGCGACUUCAUCAAGCUCCGGACCAUGCUCAUCACGCACAUGCAGGACCUGCAGGAGGUGACGCAAGAGGUGCACUACGAGAACUACCGAUCGGAACGCCUCGCGCGACAGGGACAGCUGCCCAAGCGACACACAUCGACGGAGAGCGGUCUGAGCGAGACGGAGUCCAACGGACACAGCAACGGCGCCGGCGAGGACGCGGCCGGGCGAGAGCGCGCCUUGAGGGAGAAGGAGGCGGAGCUGCGGCGCAUGCAGGAGAUGCUGGAGCAGAUGCAGCGCCAGAUGCAGCUGCAGGCCGCCAGCACCACCACAGCAUAAUGCUUCACCGACGCACAGUGCGAAACGAACGCGACGACGUACAAUCCAAUCGGGUUCGACAUCGUCAACACCAUACUGUGCGUCAUCCCCUACUGCGUCACCUCGACCUGAUAACAGAUCAGUAUGAUUUAUUCGUACGGCCCACGUAUGUAUUAUGUUAGAGUACACUGAUUGUGCCCAGUUUCUUAUAGUUUGUAGGACACUUAACGUCUACGGACGUUAUAACAAUAUGACUUCUUUUGUGUCUCAUUUAGUGUUCGUGAAAGGGUUAAACAACAAAGGCCGGUGCAUACUGAAUGCGCUUUGCAUGUUUAUUGAAUAGGAUAGAAUAUAAAAUACUUUAUUGGCCACUAAAUAUAAACAAAAACAUUACAUUUCUUCUUAACAAUAAAUAAAAUAUAAAAUAUUGCAUGUGAUUAUAACGCAUACGUGCACGCGUAUACAUUAAGCAUUAGGUCUGCACCGACUUUGAAUACCAUUUUGCCUAUAAUAUAUCGUCAUAAUGUAUUCUUGUCUUUUCCUCUAAAGAAAUCGCGUCGAAGAAAUAAACGAAUCGCGUUAUUACUUUACAUAAUAUGCAUUGAUCAAAAAGAUGAGGAACUGGGCGUAUCAGAUAUAUAAUUAGUAUUAUUUUCAUUAUUAUUUUAUCAUAUAUCACAAGGCGUUUAUUCUGGGCGACGUGUAACUAGAACAUGAAACAAUAACUUGAAAUUAUUUUUCCUUAUAUGUACGUUGAUAUAAGAAAGAAUGAUACUACAAAGAUGAUUUAUUGAAAGAUAAUUUUCCAUAAAAAUUACGCAAACCCAAUCUUAAGCGUACUUUGCUUAUAAAAAAGUGUAGCCUGUCAAGAAAGUGAAGACGGAUUUUUUAUGAACUACAUUUUUUGCCAUUGCAAAUAAAAUGGUCAAGAUUGCUUGACCCAGUGUUGCCAACGAAUAGGAGACAGCGCCCUCAUUUACUUGCUUCACUUUCUUGACAGACUGCAAGAGAGAAUCUGGUAAAGAGAAGUGUAUUUAACUUAAAUCACGAAUAUGUUCAUAUUUUUAUCAAAUAUAUUCAAUGUAAAGAUCUGCAAAAUAUGAGUUUGACGGUUUUCCAUGAUAUAAUUUGCUAAAAACUCCAGCUUUCAAACAUGUAACGAUAAGUUGUAUUGAGUGCCUUGUUUCAAAUCUUUUCGUCCUUUAAACAUCUCUAGAUUUAUCCCUCGUCUUGUCUCUCGCCUAGCGUUGCUGAGAAAUCGAUAGUUUUACUACCGAUAACGAACUACCAUCAAUACCAUCUAUCAAUCGAUAUUGGACUAUUGAUCGGCAACACUACUCUCGCCCUAAAGAUAUACUAGUAGUUACUAGAACUUAUUUCUAUGACUAAGUAUUUCCUAUAUAAAUAAGAUGCAAUAUUAUAUUAGCAGUUAAAUGUAGGUACAGUGUUAGCUGUAGACAUAGAACUUCAGUCAAUGAGAGAGGGCGAUGCAAUAUGUCGAGUAGUGAAACGAAUGUUAAUGUAUGGAAUUUCGUGAAAUACGUAAAGAUAUCAGCGGUGUGUGCAGAUGAAUGAGAUUGGCAGAAGAGAAUGGGGCGUUCUAUACAAAACUAUACUUAGUGAAUACUUUUCGCUUUAUUUUAUAGGAUAACAAAUAUUACACAAUGACUAGUCUAAGUUAAACAACGCUUCCUAAUGAAGUGAAAAGGCGCUGAGAAAAAACUUAACUUCAAAAGUAACACACUCUAUUUUUUGUAUAAUAUUUUGGGUUAACACAUUAUUUAAAAAGAAAUUAAAAUUUAUUAAACAUAAACCAGGUGCAUGGAAAAAUACAGUUCUUUUUAUUCUGUGUCAUUUUUUUUAACUGUGCUGAUAUAAUUUGAGUCAUCCAUUGGUUUAUUUAUUCGAAGGUAAAAUAUGAUUUGUUAGAUUUAAGGCUGCAACUAUUUUGCUAAAUGUGUUGUCAUUAACCUAUGUCUCGAAUCAACUACGAUUGAACUUGAAUUUUAUUAAACUAUAUUAAUUGUUCAAAAUCAACAGUGUUAUUAAAGUAUUAUAUUUUUCUUAUUGCACGUAUUAACGUAUAAAUUUAGCUUGAUUUAUGUUGGUUAGGACCAAUAUAGCAGGAUGGAAAAUUGAUAUCUAAUGACGUUGUGAUUCUCAUUCGUGAUUUACAACAUUUCUAUAAUACAAAUAAUAAACAUCUUGACUUUCAAGCUAGAUAGACUUGCCGAUGUACUUACAUUCGAUGCUAAAAUGCUAUUUUAUAAAUCAAGGUACAUUUGAUUUACCAUUUUAUCUAUGUCAUCAUAGUAUUUUUUAAGAUUUUAAAAUCUCAAUUUGACUGAUUGCGUUUUCCAUUAAUUAGGAUUUUUUUACUCUUUUAUACAGUGUUUAAUCUUAUAUAGUGGCUUGCCUGCUAGGAUAAAUUGAAAAUGAUAGUGAUUUGAAAUAAUGGAAGGCUGAUGUAGUUCCACGACUGGAAUGGUAAAAGGAGUAGGGCGUAAAGUUUAGGUAAGAAAAUCGAAGCUACGUAAAACGUGUUACACUUCCAAUCCUUGAGGGGAUCGUUUGGGCUCAUUCGCUGGGCAUUUUUUUUUCUGUAUCAAAGUCAUAGCAAAAGAAAUUUCUGAAAAUAUAAUCUUUAUAGAAGAAAAAAAAAACAGUAUUUUAUGUGUUUGGCAAGUGUCACACUUUACGUAUUACUCGUGUAUUACACUUGCCUCGAUUGACUUACAGAUCUUAAUCAAUUAAUUCGAAUAUUCCAUAUUGGUGCAUUUAUUUUAUGUAUGUAGCCUAGACUUGCACUCCUAGUGAUAUAAAACUUUAAUAAUAAACUUCUAAUAUUCUUAUGUUGACUUGAACAAAUCUAUUUUAAAGUCAAUGUCGCAUUAGGUGGCUCUUCCUUCUUUUAUUUCGAGGCAAUAAGCGUAUAAGAUUUGAUGCGUCAUUAAUUUUAAAAUGUUUGCAACUAACCUUCUUACUCGCAAAAAAGUUACAACUCAAUUUUAAUUGACACUUGUUGGAUGUUAUCAUGAUUAAAAAAAACUCCUUUUGUGUCUCGUUUGGCUAAAGGUCUCAUUCCACGAAUCUCAAAUAUUGAAAAACAGCGGUCGGCAACCUUAUCAAGCUGUCCACAGCAAUGUUAAAAGAAAUCCCUGAUUUUUCCCUGACAUUCCUGAAUAUGGUCACCCUUUUGGCAGUCAUGGGCCACAAUGUGGGAACAUAAUGUAAAGUCGAAUCACAUUGUAAAUGUAUGCCUAGAAAUUCAAUCCUAUAUGCGUACAAUUGGUCACGUCUUAUAGAAUCAAUAACUCCACAUCCAUCUACUAUACUGCAUAUAGACUUUAAAAAGAACUCUUGUUUAUUACAAGGUGAACUUGAAUCCUACUAUUUUAAGACUAGUCUUAAAAUGUUGAGUUUACGAAAGAAUGCUUCGAGCCGCGUGUUGCUGACUACUGUUAUAAAAAAUUGGGCUGAAACAUAUUUUGGUUAAAACAGGUGUUAACUUUUUUAUGAAUAAGUGGUAAGAUUAUAAAUUAAUUGGUGCCAAAGCUACAUUGAAUUGUUAGAACAGUUCUAAAUUUAAAUGAAUCUUAUUUCCAGGCAUAUCUACAAGUUAGGUGUUAUAAUGUACUCUAUAGAUAUAAACUUAUGUAAUCACUAUAUUUUUUAUAAUAAAUGAAUAAAUAUAA
Messenger RNA from Plodia interpunctella (Indianmeal moth), 5058 nucleotides. RefSeq names its product Septin 1 (gene Septin1). Gene Ontology annotation, molecular function: GTPase activity; GTP binding; molecular adaptor activity. The coding region runs from base 257 to 1384 and encodes 375 amino acids. The transcript has 11 exons. Gene Ontology annotation, cellular component: synaptic vesicle; microtubule cytoskeleton; cell division site. The record is from RefSeq and is a predicted model, not a curated record. Lineage: Eukaryota; Metazoa; Arthropoda; Insecta; Lepidoptera; Pyralidae. Gene Ontology annotation, biological process: intracellular protein localization; regulation of exocytosis; cell division.